This is a messenger RNA of Zeugodacus cucurbitae (melon fly), 2326 nucleotides long. Its product is annotated as purine nucleoside phosphorylase. Gene Ontology annotation, cellular component: cytoplasm. The coding region runs from base 462 to 1556 and encodes 364 amino acids. Gene Ontology annotation, biological process: nucleoside metabolic process. The transcript is spliced from 3 exons. The record is from RefSeq and is a predicted model, not a curated record. NCBI's taxonomy places the organism in Eukaryota, Metazoa, Arthropoda, Insecta, Diptera, Tephritidae. Gene Ontology annotation, molecular function: purine-nucleoside phosphorylase activity.
GAGCAGUUACCAACAAGCAGCAAGCCGGUGAGCAACAAACAGACUUAUAAGCGCGCAUCGUUCAAGUAAUCAGUGAAGAUCUAAAAUACUUUGGAGCAAAAAAUAAAAUAUAAACGUGUAAUCAUAGAAACAGAGACAGUUGAAGAAGUUGUUAAAAAAGAAAACAGCAAAAAUAACUCAAAGAAUUUGCUAGAAACAUUUUAAACGUGGAGUUUGAUCGAAGACUGAAAAGAAAGACAUUUAUAUAAAUACUGUGGACUAAUACAAAGUGUAGAAAAAAGACUUGUGACACUUGUUUUUUUAGCAUUUAUACAAUUUUUUUUUGCGGAAUCUAAACGUGAACUGCUGUAUAAAUACAAGAAAGACAGUUGAAUAACCAAUUAAGUGAAAUCUCAAAACAAAUUAGCGCAGACGGAGAUAACCGAGAGCAAGAAGCACAAUAAAACUAAUCUACAACAAAAAUGACGGGUUUCAAUUUGAACGGCACCAGCCUGCUGAAAACCAAAGCUGUCAAUGGCAACACCAACGGUGACACGAAUGGCAGGAACAACUACAUUGCCGAGGAAUGUCCCAAUGAUUCCGCCGGCUCGACGUCCACCAACAAUAACAACAACGUUGAAGAACACUUUGUGGAUGAAGUUGAAGUUGAAAAUCGCGUUCAGUUGGUUAUAAAUGAAGAAAAUUAUUCCUAUGAGUUGAUCAAAGAGAUCGCCGAUUACUUUUUGGAGCGCACCAGCAUUCGUCCCGUCAUCGGCAUUAUUUGCGGUUCGGGCUUGAAUUCACUAGCCGAUCACAUUACCGACACACAAGCCUUUGAGUACAAGGAUAUACCGAACUUCCCCGUCUCCACGGUGGAGGGUCAUGUGGGCCGCAUGAUCUUUGGCUAUUUGGAGGGUAUGCCCGUCGUUGCCAUGCAGGGUCGCUUCCACUACUAUGAGGGCUAUCCGUUGGCGAAGUGUUCCAUGCCUGUGCGUGUGCUGAAAUUGGUCGGUAUUAAGUAUCUGUUCGCCACAAAUGCCGCGGGCGGUCUCAACCCUAAAUAUAAGGUCGGUGACAUUAUGAUUGUGCGCGAUCACAUCAAUAUUAUGGGCUUUGCGGGCAAUUCACCACUGCAAGGCCCUAACGAUCCACGCUUUGGACCACGUUUCCCGCCCAUGACGAAUGCCUACGAUCGGCAUUUGGUGCGUAAGGCGCGCAAGGUGGUGCGUGAUAUGGGCAUUGAGAAUGACGUGCAUGAAGGUGUCUACACUUGCCUGGGUGGUCCCAAUUACGAGACUGUGGCCGAGUUGAAGAUGUUGCGCAUUAUGGGCGUCGAUGCGGUGGGCAUGUCCACGGUGCAUGAGGUGAUCACAGCACGUCAUUGUGAUCUCACUGUGUUCGCCUUCAGUUUGAUCACCAACAAAUGUGCCACAGACUACGACAGCGGUGAUGAGGAUGCCAAUCACGAAGAGGUGGUGAUGGUGGGCAAAUCGCGGCAAAGCAUUUGUGGUGAACUAAUGUGUCGAAUGAUACGCGAGUUGGCUGAGGAGUCGCAGCAGAAGAAUGGCAACAAAUAAAUUGGAAGUGCGGAGCGGAUGGAACCAAAAAUAUUUUAGUGUGUAAUCAUAUAGCAUAGCUUGCUACGUAGUUACGUUCAACAAAAACAAUAAAUGACAUAAGUUAAGACAAGCGCAUUGGUGUCGGCGAGAGAGAAAAAGAGAGAGAGUUAGAGAGUUAGUUACGCACCUAGCGCAUACACAAACCACUGGCAGUUUAUUCACUACUCACACACGUAUUAUGAGGUAACACUUAAGCCAUAUACGAUUACUUCGUAGAUUUGUACUAGUUUUGUAGUUAGUUGUCUUGUGUAGUCAUUAUUAUGUUUUGUCUUAGCUCAGUUUGUUGACUCUGUAAAAUCUAUUGAUAUAUGUUAUAUAGAGAGUGUUAUAGAUUAUUAACAGACUUCGAGUCACCUACCACUUGUUGCAUUUUAUAGUCUUUUAUUGCAUAACAACAGUCCAAGACGCGCUGUAAACCAGUGUAGUACAUAUAUCCUUAUAGAGUUUAUGCGAGUUCAUCACCAAUUCGCCGUGUCUAGUGUAUUAUAAGCUACUUAUUUAUUAUUUUUAAGUGUAAAGUUGACAUGUGUUGUACAAUUGUUUACUUUUAGCAUUUACUUAUAUGUAUAAUGUAUACUGUAUUCAGCAUUAUUUAUAUAUGAAUAUACUGUUAUUUUAAAAUAUAUGAAUAUGCACAAUUUUAAGUACAUAUAUUGAAUGACGUUUUGAAACAAUAAUAUAUUUUCGAUCAAAUAAUAAAAAUCAGUAGUUAUAUUGAGCACGCAAAA